This is a messenger RNA of Phacochoerus africanus (Common warthog), 3251 nucleotides long. RefSeq names its product amphiphysin (gene AMPH). Gene Ontology annotation, biological process: synaptic vesicle endocytosis. Lineage: Eukaryota; Metazoa; Chordata; Mammalia; Artiodactyla; Suidae. Gene Ontology annotation, cellular component: plasma membrane; cytoplasm; synaptic vesicle. The record is from RefSeq and is a predicted model, not a curated record. Gene Ontology annotation, molecular function: phospholipid binding; protein binding. The transcript has 21 exons. The coding region runs from base 95 to 2131 and encodes 678 amino acids.
GCUCCUCCUCCUCCUUAUCCUCCUCUCCCCUCCUCCUCUCCCGCGCCUCCUCGCCGCCAGCUCUGCUCCUCGCGGCUUCCGCGGACCCGCAGCCAUGGCCGACAUCAAGACGGGCAUCUUCGCCAAGAACGUCCAGAAGCGACUCAACCGCGCGCAGGAGAAGGUCCUUCAGAAGCUUGGGAAAGCUGAUGAGACAAAAGACGAACAGUUUGAAGAAUAUGUCCAGAAUUUCAAACGGCAAGAGGCAGAGGGUACCAGACUUCAGCGAGAACUCCGAGGAUAUUUAGCAGCUAUCAAAGGCAUGCAAGAGGCCUCCAUGAAGCUCACUGAGUCACUGCACGAAGUCUAUGAACCUGACUGGUAUGGGCGUGAAGAUGUGAAAAUGGUUGGCGAGAAAUGUGAUGUGCUAUGGGAAGACUUCCAUCAGAAACUAGUGGAUGGGUCCUUGCUGACACUGGACACCUAUCUGGGCCAAUUUCCUGACAUAAAGAAUCGCAUUGCAAAGCGCAGCAGGAAGCUAGUGGACUAUGACAGUGCCCGCCACCACCUGGAAGCUCUGCAGAGCUCCAAGAGGAAGGAUGAAAGUCGCAUCUCUAAGGCAGAAGAGGAGUUUCAGAAAGCACAGAAAGUGUUCGAAGAGUUUAAUGUUGACUUACAAGAAGAGUUGCCAUCAUUAUGGUCAAGACGUGUUGGAUUUUAUGUCAAUACUUUCAAAAAUGUCUCUAGCCUAGAGGCCAAGUUUCAUAAGGAAAUUGCAGUGCUUUGCCACAAACUGUAUGAAGUGAUGACGAAACUUGGCGACCAGCACGCUGACAAGGCCUUCACCAUUCAAGGAGCUCCCAGCGACUCGGGUCCUCUCCGAAUUGCAAAGACGCCAUCGCCGCCUGAGGAGCCUUCACCCAUCCCGAGCCCGACAGCCAGUCCCAAUCACACGCUGGCCCCUGCGUCUCCCGCACCAGCCCGGCCUCGGUCACCCUCGCAGACAAGGAAAGGGCCUCCUGUCCCACCUCUCCCUAAAGUCACUCCGACAAAGGAACUGCAGCAGGAGAACAUCAUCAGUUUCUUCGAGGACAACUUUGUCCCGGAAAUUAGUGUGACGACACCUUCCCAGAAUGAAGUUCCUGAGGUGAAGAAAGAGGAAACUUUGUUGGAUCUGGACUUUGAUCCUUUCAAGCCUGAUGUAGCCUCAGCGGGCUCUGCUGGAGUGACCCACUCACCCAUGUCGCAGACAUUGCCCUGGGACCUAUGGACGACAAGCACUGAUUUGGUACAGCCGGCUUCUGGAGGUUCAUUUAAUGGUUUCACCCAGCCCCAGGACACUUCAUUAUUCACAAUUCAAACAGACCAGAGUAUGAUCUGUAACUUGGCUGAAUCUGAACAGGCUCCACCCACAGAGCCGAAAGCAGAAGAGCUCCCUGCUGCUGUACCAUCUGCUCCUGGACUGGACCUUGGACUGGACACCCGGGCUGAGGAGCCAGUAGAGGGGGCAGCGAUCAUCCCCGGAACCGAUGCCGAUGUGACUGCUGGAACCUUCGUGCCAGCAGCCGAGGGGCCCCCCGUGGAAGAGGUGGAGACAGAUAAGGUGGCUCUUUCUGCUGGAGAAGAAGCAAGUUCGGAGGAGGCCAAGAUUGAUGCCGAGGCCACGGAGGCUGUAGAGAGUGACAUAUCUCAACCGGAAGAAACAGAAGUAGUGGCUGUUCAGGAGAAGGUCAUCCCUUCUGUCGUCAUAGAGCCCGCCUCCAACAACGAAGGGGAGGGAGAACACGAAGUAACCCCGGGCGCAGAGUACAAGGAGAUCACUGAUGACACGGCUCUUCCCGGCCCUGCCAGUGAGACACCUGAGCUGGCCUCCCAGCCGGCACCUUCGGCUCCCUCUACAGGCCUGGCCUCCCAGGAGGUGCCUCCAGGCUUCCUCUACAAGGUGGAAACACUGCAUGAUUUCGAGGCAGCAAAUUCUGAUGAGCUUACCUUACAAAGGGGUGAUGUGGUGUUGGUGGUGCCCUCAGAUUCGGAAGCUGACCAGGAUGCAGGCUGGUUGGUAGGAGUGAAGGAAUCAGACUGGCUUCAGUACAGAGACCUUGCCACCUACAAGGGCCUCUUUCCAGAGAACUUCACCCGGCGCCUGGAUUAGGGCUGAAAGUAUUGUAGAAAGAGCCUGAUCACUGGGUUUUUAAACCUUUAUGAAAACCUGAAGAGUUCACUUUUGCUAUUACGCUCUUAACGAUUUACAGAGACUGAUGCCAGACAAAGCUGGGAAGGAUAUAUCCGUGGAGCAUGUGUGCAGACAAAUGUAAGAGGGAAAAAAAAAAAAGAAAAUUAAGGAAAAGGUCUUCAUUGGUUCCCACGUUAUUGCGAAGAUUUUGUUUGUGCUUUGUUUGAGCUGUGGAAACUCGUGUACUUGACCCCCCACCAGUUCUAAAGUAGCUUCCUCCAGACCUGAACCUUAAUUUCUCUCCACCAAGUGUACUGAGUGGCUGCCCUGCAGAAGACGUGAUGUGUUAUCCUGUAAUACGAGAUUAUCUUGUUCCCCUGCGCAGGUGUGAGCACGUGCUCUCUCUCCCUUUCACGUUUACUGUGUUUAAAACGAAUCCGCCGCAAAAGUUUUCAAUGUUCUUUUCCAACACACCUCUCCUUCUCUAUAUAUGGACACACAGUCACACAAAGCUAGUUCCCAUCCCUCCUGAAUCUAUGUGUAUGCACAAGGCUACAUAUACAUAGUUGCGCUCUCUCCUUUCCAUUGUAGCUUUCAGCCUCUCCAGUGUCAUUGAUACAUGCAUUGCUCUUAUUGUCUGGCAUUAUUACAGUAGCAGUUUUGCCUCUGGGCAAAACCUGCCAUCCCAUUGCCAAAAGAGUCGACAGUAUCUGUGUUCAGAAUGUGCAUUUUUCAGGAUGCGAUGACUAAUCGCAUGUCCGAGCUGCUGCCCCUUUUGGAGAAAGCAGUCUGACGGUUAGGGUGUCCGGCUGCUGUGGCCGGAGGUAGGUGAGUUGGAAUCAGCAGCUAAAUUGUCUUAAUUUCUGCCUUUCUGAGGUUGGCUAGAUGAUGGGGCAUUUAAAUCCAUCCCCAAAGAACGUUAUUUCCAAAAGCUCCUAUAUAUUUCCACCUCUUUCUAUUUAUGCAGCUCAUCUUCACAGAUUGUCCAAAAAUAAGAUAUAGUGACAUAUGCUGUAUCCACCAGUCAUCUGUAACGAUUAUGUUUUCAGUGCUGUGUCAUUCCAAAUAAACCUUUGGUAAUCUCCAGCAAUGACCUUAA